Nematostella vectensis (starlet sea anemone) is the source of this 1130-nucleotide messenger RNA. Its product is annotated as sarcoplasmic reticulum histidine-rich calcium-binding protein. Bases 77 to 523 code for a protein of 148 amino acids. The transcript is spliced from 5 exons. Gene Ontology annotation, molecular function: calcium ion binding. Lineage: Eukaryota; Metazoa; Cnidaria; Anthozoa; Actiniaria; Edwardsiidae. The record is from RefSeq and is a predicted model, not a curated record.
UUCACCGCUGACCACUUCCAUUUCUAAGGAAGUAAAUAGCUAGAGGUCACUUGGAAUUGUGGUGAAAUCGAAAAAGAUGAAACUUUUUUCAAUUUUGCUGCUAUUUCUAGCUGUUUUCAUUUUAAAUGCAUGCGGCGAAGAAAAAGUUGCAGAGGAAGAGCCGCUGGGGAAACCCAAAGCCGCAGAGGAAUCUAGUGAAUCGGCUCCGCCGCCGGUUGAAGACGAGAAUAAAUACAAGUUAGGGUCACUUUGCAACUACUGUAGCUAUUGCAAGUUAUGUAAACUGUGUGACAAGGAUUGCCCAUGCAAGACCAGUAGAAAAAAGCCAAAUUGUGAUUUAUGCAAAUAUUGCAAGUACUGCUCCCUGUGCUCUGUCUGUGAUGUUGCCUGCAAACCAGGUGGUAUUGUAGAUGUUGUUAGCUCUGCAAUAUACAGUUCUUUGCCAUCUUUUUCCAAGAAAGAGAAAGAGGAAGUGGACAAGGAUAUAGAAAAAGCCAGAGACUUCAUCAAAGAAUACCUGUGAAGAUGGGAUUGUGUGCUUCAUUUUUGAACUUGUACUUUUGUAAUUAUUUUUAUUCAUUUUCAUGCCUUCUUCCUUUUUUUGAAAAACAACCUUCUUUGCAGACAAGCUUUUAAAAGUUUAUAAAAGGCUUAUAAAAGAGUUUUCUUGAAAGUUGUUAUUCUUGACAAAUUACUUUUCCAUUGUUUGCUACUGUAAUACCCUUCUCCUGUACUGUACUUGAUCUUUUGACAAAAAAUGUUUCUAAAUACACACACUUGACCCAAAGACAUUUUUUUUACUAUGUCAAUAUGAAUAUCAAAGAAUAGACUAUUUACAGACAAUAAUAUUUACAAUUUUCAUUUUGUCUAUUUGACAAUAUCAAAUGAUGCAAAAGUCAAGCUUGUGAUUUUGUUUUCAUUCUUGAACUCACAUCUGUCGAUACGAGAGCGUUUGCUUCCAGUGUGCUUUAGCCAUUGUUUCCUAGGAAAGAGCAUCUGAUUAGACAUUUUGUAUUUACAAUAUAAGACACAAUCUGACCUCUUUGGGCAUAUUUUUUUCAGGAACUUGGUGAAUUUGUGCAAUUUACUAUCAAUUGUAUUCUCUAAUAAAAAUAUAGCCAUGGUGCGAA